Messenger RNA from Cooperia oncophora, 327 nucleotides. Lineage: Eukaryota; Metazoa; Nematoda; Chromadorea; Rhabditida; Trichostrongylidae. The record is from the annotation of a GenBank genome assembly.
UUGUGGAGGAUUUACCGUAUUUUAGAUGCACCCUUGACAGCAGACUUCUUCAUUCCGAAUACCGAAAAUUACCCGGAAACGUUUUUACUGACACCUGAAAGACAACGAAGUGUUAGUACACUGAAGAAGGCUGCUGUGGACGACGAUAUCGCCAAUGUUAUCAAAAACAUGCAAAAAUUACUGUCUAAGGACCUGGUCGACAAGCUACAAUCUGUUUUGAGUUCACUCUUACUGGUUAGCAAUGAAGAAAGGAAGAUUGUAAUGGAUCUGAAGAAUGGAAACGGGUCAAUAGCCGAGCAUGCGGAUGACAAGGCCGAUGUCAAGUAG